GUGGACGUGGAACGUGGAACGUGGGGUUGAGAUCUGGAUGUGAAGUUGUGCUGUGGCUGUGGACGGGGAGACGUUGAGUAUCUUGUUAUUUUAUGUUGUAGACUCCAUUUGCUCUUUUAUUAUUCUUAUUACUGUAUACAUUUAUAUUAAACAUCUUAUUGUUAUUAUUAUAUUUAUAUAGUGUUAGUUGUCUUUGUUUGUCGCUACAUAUAUAUAUACCCUAGAUUCCAGAACCCAACAUUUGGGGGCCCGUCCGCUUAGUAUGGCGACUACCAGGAGUGCCAGAAGACAGCUAAUAAGUGACUUGAAGGAGGAGGGAAAGCUAAUCGGGCUGACCGAUGACAGUUUGGCGGAGUGGGUAAAGGAAGAGUUGAGGAGAGUGGAAGAUGCGAAGGUCGAGGUUGUAGCAAAGGUAUGUAACCCUGUACCCCGCUUGAGGGAUGUGGCGGCGAUGACGGUGGACGAAGACCUGGGUGCGUAUGUGAGGCAUUUUGAGAGUCAGGCAAAGAGACAAGGCAUUGACCCCAAGGACUGGUCGCUCCUUCUGACGGACAAGAUGAGUGGACAACUGAAGACUUUCCUCGUUGAGACGGGACUGAACCUGCAUCAUGACUUCGAGUCAGUAAAGGUAAAGUUAUUCACGCACGCAGGUUUCAACGAGGAAAAGUAUAGGGUCAGAUUCCACCAGCUGGUACCAACACACGACGACAUGAGAAGCUUCGCAGUCAACACAGAAGCCGCUUUGAGAGCGUGGGUCCGGCAGUCGGAGACAAAAGAAACGUUUGAGGACUUGGUGAACCUCCUGAUAGUUGAUCGUAUAAAAUCGGUUGUCACGUGUGAUCUGUUGGAGAGGCUGAAUGGUGCUGCUAAGAAGCUGUGUAUGAUGAUUACGGGCUGGAGAUGAUUAAUGUAGUUAAAACGGCUAUCGAGAAGGGAACUCAGUUUGAUCGCCUUUAAGGAAAGAUGACCAUCUAUGGCGACGUACGCAUCUGCCGAUGGGCCCUUGCACUACAGGAAUUAGCCUGUACUGUGAAACAUAUCAAGGGAACUGAGAACUUUGUAGCAAACAAUCUAUCAAGAGUGUUUUACGACAACUAGUGUAUAUGAUAUUGAGAAAUUUAUCAUUGUUGGAGAUAGUAUGAUUAUGUUAAAGAAUUUACUA
Molecule: messenger RNA, 1162 nt
Organism: Physella acuta
Lineage: Eukaryota; Metazoa; Mollusca; Gastropoda; Physidae
Source: RefSeq, a predicted model, not a curated record